AAGAGAGGGCGGGGGAAGCCGAGGAGGCGGGAUCCGGGAGCUGCGUCGGCUGCGGCCUGGCACCUAGGGGGCGGCCCCGGAGGAGCGCAGACCCUGGGGCUCCCGGCGAUUAUGGACCCGGCCGAGGCGGUGCUGCAGGAAAAAGCACUCAAGUUUAUGUGCCAGGGAUUGUGCCCAAGGCCUUACACGUACAAGUGCUCUAUGCCCAGGUCUCUGUGGCUGGGCUGCUCCAGCCUGGCGGACAGCAUGCCUUCGCUGCGAUGCCUGUAUAACCCAGGGACUGGCGCACUCACAGCUUUCCAGAAUUCCUCAGAGAGAGAAGACUGUAAUAAUGGCGAACCCCCUAGGAAGAUAAUACCAGAGAAGAAUUCACUUAGACAGACUUACAACAGCUGUGCCAGACUCUGCUUAAACCAAGAAACAGUUUGUCUAGCAGGUACUGCUAUGAAGACUGAAAAUUGUGUGGCCAAAACAAAACUUACCAAUGGCACUUCCAGUAUGAUUGUACCCAAACAACGGAAACUCUCUGCAAGUUAUGAGAAGGAAAAGGAACUGUGUGUCAAAUAUUUUGAGCAGUGGUCAGAGUCCGAUCAAGUGGAAUUUGUGGAACAUCUUAUAUCCCAAAUGUGUCAUUACCAACACGGGCACAUAAACUCCUAUCUUAAACCUAUGUUGCAGAGGGAUUUCAUAACUGCUCUGCCAGCUCGAGGUUUGGAUCACAUUGCUGAAAACAUUCUGUCAUACCUGGAUGCCAAAUCAUUAUGUGCUGCUGAACUUGUAUGCAAGGAAUGGUACCGAGUGACAUCUGAUGGCAUGCUAUGGAAGAAGCUCAUCGAAAGAAUGGUCAGGACUGAUUCUCUGUGGAGAGGCCUGGCAGAACGAAGAGGAUGGGGACAGUAUUUAUUCAAAAACAAGCCUCCCGAUGGGAAUGCUCCUCCCAACUCUUUUUAUAGAGCACUUUAUCCUAAAAUUAUACAAGACAUUGAGACAAUAGAAUCUAACUGGAGAUGUGGAAGACAUAGUUUACAGAGAAUCCACUGCCGAAGUGAAACUAGCAAAGGUGUUUACUGUUUACAAUAUGAUGAUCAGAAGAUAGUAAGCGGCCUUCGAGAUAAUACCAUCAAGAUCUGGGAUAAAAGCACAUUGGAAUGCAAGCGAAUUCUCACAGGCCACACGGGCUCUGUCCUGUGUCUCCAGUAUGAUGAGAGAGUGAUCAUAACCGGAUCGUCGGAUUCCACGGUCAGGGUAUGGGAUGUAAAUACAGGUGAAAUGCUAAACACAUUGAUUCACCAUUGUGAAGCAGUUCUACACUUGCGUUUCAAUAAUGGCAUGAUGGUGACGUGCUCCAAAGACCGUUCCAUUGCUGUAUGGGAUAUGGCGUCCCCAACUGAUAUCACCCUCCGGAGGGUGCUGGUUGGACACCGAGCUGCUGUCAAUGUUGUAGAUUUUGAUGAUAAGUACAUUGUUUCUGCAUCUGGAGAUAGGACUAUAAAGGUAUGGAACACAAGUACUUGUGAGUUUGUAAGAACCUUAAAUGGACACAAACGCGGCAUCGCCUGUUUGCAGUACAGAGACAGGCUGGUUGUUAGUGGCUCGUCUGACAACACCAUCAGAUUAUGGGACAUAGAAUGUGGUGCAUGCUUACGAGUAUUAGAAGGCCAUGAAGAAUUGGUGCGUUGUAUUCGAUUUGAUAACAAGAGAAUAGUCAGCGGGGCCUAUGAUGGAAAAAUUAAAGUGUGGGAUCUUGUAGCUGCUUUAGACCCUCGUGCUCCCGCAGGGACUCUCUGUCUACGGACCCUUGUGGAGCAUUCUGGAAGAGUUUUCCGACUCCAGUUUGAUGAAUUCCAGAUUGUCAGUAGUUCACAUGAUGACACAAUCCUCAUCUGGGACUUCCUAAACGACCCAGCAACCCCAGCAGAACCCCCCCGGUCCCCUUCUCGAACAUACACCUAUAUUUCCAGAUAAAUAAUCAUAAACUGACCUCAUAUUUGCCCAGGACUCAUUAAAGUUGUGGUAUUUAACGUAUCUGCCAAUACCAGGAUGAGCAACAACAGUAACAGUCAAACUACUACCCACCUUCUCGGACUAGCCGAGGAGCGGGGCUUUGAGACUCCUAUUGGGACACAGUUGGUCUGCAGUCGACCCGGGACGGUCUACUCAGCACAGCUGACUGCUUCCGUGCUGCUAUCGAAGAUGUCUUUUAUCUUUCGUGAAUGAUUGGAACUUUGAAACCUUACCUCACCUCCCUUUCCCCUCUGCCCCUGUUUCUUCCUCAUUUGGUUCCAGACAAAGACGACUUAUAAAUAUAUUUAGUGUUUUUGCAGAAUCUCUCUUGCUUUGCCCAUUAAGCAGAAGAACUAUAGUCUGUAUAGUCUCUGUAUAGUCUACUGGGAGAGACCCAAUUUUAGGGGACAGGAGGGUACAACUUCAAACCCGCCAGCACCCACUAUCUCCCCGGAAACUGCAGGAAUGCCCAGCGCCUGGCAAGAUCAGCCCAGCCCCACUAUGCAUAGGAGGGGACAGCUGCCUGUGUAGCCUCUGGGGCAAGAAAGAAAGAAAACGAAAAUGCAUAUACUAGAAGAUUCAGGCCUCUUUCCUUCCAUCUCUUUGUCAUUCUGUCCCUCUUUUGCCUCUCCCUCUCCUCCCUCCCCUACACCCCCCCCCCUUUGUUUUCCCUGCUUCACCUGAGAGGAAAGAGAAUGAAGACAGUGUCCUCAGCUAGCAUGAGGCAUAGCAGCUAGAAAAUACAAUGCUCAGGAGAAUUAAGUGCUAUCCCAUCAGAAUUUCAACCACAGGAUUUGCUGCGAGUGACCCAGUGUGGCCACAGUGGAUUCUUAGAUAUGGCGCUCUCAUCCUGUUUAUAACUCUUCUCUCAUCUUCUUCUAACAUUCCUCCCUUGCAAGAUGGGGAGGGGGUGGGGAGGCACAGAAAUUUCCUGGGCUUCAUCAAUGGCUGCAUCUUUUCUGGACUCAGCAGUCUCCUUGAUUCCAUGUUGAGUGUGGAAAGGAGUUGCUGAUUGCAUUUCCUCUCAUUAACAAUUAGAUGUGUAAUAAAAAGCUUUGCACUUCAUCUUAAAUCACUGGUAAGGCUCAGCCUACAGAAAGGUUUGAAAUGGCCAGAGCCUGUCGCUUGGUGCAUUAUGUAUAAUGGCUCUCUUAUUUUCCCAUCAGGGUCUACGAGCACCCAGGCAACCUAUGUCUAUUGCCAAGACCCUGAUCAGAUGAUCAGAGUAGCUUAAGAGGUCAUUAAAAGUAAAAGCUGAUUUUUUUUUUUAUGUAGAUCAGUAAAUAUCUUUCAAAAGUCAGUUAAUAAUCUCAGCCCCACGCUGCAGAAGCUUCCUUCUGCUUUUCCCAAACCCAGUAUUUACAAAAGGGCAAAGCUGCCAGAGAGGGGAUCAGGGUGAAGUUUGGCAUACAGGGUUCGUUCAUGGAGCAGAAACUGCCCUCUUUCCUUUCCUUCCUCCUUUUGGCCUUAUUUUGUUCCACAGCCCCUAGCCCACACCAUCUCUGGCAGUUGGUGUCAAUAAAUGGACCUCAGUGAGGCAGCGUUAUGGGCUUCUGUGCCCAUCAGGUGCAGGACACAUGUGUUGCCCUGAGCUAGGGGCACAGAGAAUGCUGUUGGCAGUGUAUCCAGCUUAUUUCCUGGUACCAGGAGCAACCUGCUCAACCAUUUCACGUGGAAUGGGUGCCCCCAUUAAAGGCACGAAGCGCACAAUGUGUUUUUGGAUUUCCUUAUCAAAGCAACUAAAUUAAAAAAAAAAAACAACUUUUUUUUUUUUUUAAACCACUUACAGAAAAAUCUCAGAAUGGGAUCCAGUCGUUAGUGACCUUCAAGCCAGGGCCCCUUCUGCUGGGGGUCAGGAAGUAAAAGUCAACUGCAGUCUUCUGAUUUGCAAGAAGGGAGCAUUUGCCCCACACUGAAAGUCAGUCCUCUAGAAUGAGAGGCAGGUUAUGCAGAUGUGUUGGUCCAUCUUGCUUUAUGAGUGUUUUUAAGUUCUUAGUUCCAAGUCAUAUUUAAAAAAUAAGUUUCCAGUGUUAUGAUCUAUCAUGACCUGGGAAAUAUUCCCAAACUGUAAUUACUUUCUCAACUAACCAGAUGCUACAGAGAACUGUAUUCUAAUUAUCCACUAUCAGAACUCCUUGUCUAUUGUGUUUACUAAUACCAAGUUUGAUAUUGGUUAAGGAUUUUGCAACAGAUAAGCGCAGGGGCUCUCAGCCUUGAAAAACACACCGGGCAGGCCUUGCAAGAGGCAGGGUGUCCAGCUGUUUCAAAACAUUGUCAAGUAGCCAUAAGUUUACUCGCCCUUCUGUAAUAUGCUGCUAUUCCAAAAUGGGAGUUGUUGAAUAUUCAUUGAUGCCUGGGGCGGUGCUGUCCCCUCUAGGUGCAGUUGAGGGUUUGUUGUUUGUUAGACUGAUUGGGAUUUGUUCCGUCCAUCAUGCGAUUGGCAUGGACCAACUGCCGUCUGGAGCCAUUAGCUCCAUUGAGUCUAUUCUCCAAGUUGUUCACUGCUGCUACUAGAAAUGGAAAUGAAAUUAAGUGGUCUAAGAAACUUGAGUCAGUCACAUUUCUCAGCUCUGGGGGUCAUUUACCAGUUCAUUGUAGAAGAAAUAAUCAGGUAAGUAGAAGUUCAUUUCCAAAGAAGGUAAACCCCACUUACCAUCUCUGCAUGAUUUCAGUGGGAAUUGAUUAUCACUAAUCCCCAACUGGGCUAGAAUAAAUGUAAAGUUUGACCUUUUUAUAAAGAAGAGAGAAACAAAGAAAAGUCUCCGCUCUUAAAGGAAUGGUAGGAGAGGAGCAGGAAGCAUCCCUUGGCUCUGUAAGGAGGGUUCUCUAGUGUAGACUAGAAGACUAGUGUGUAGAGAUGGGAUGGAGCGAGGAGCCUGGUGGGAGCAUUCAGUCCACACUGGGGCGUGCUGUGCGUGCCUGUGUCUCUGCCGCUGAGAGUAGCCUUAGACUAUCACCGGUGCAGCUGGCUGUAAAGCCAGACGUGAACAGGGAGCAGGAGGCGUCAUAGGUUUGUCCCUUGGCAAAAUUCUCUCUUGGUGACUCCACCAGGAACUCCAGAAAUAAGAACUCUGACAAUAAGUUUGUAAGCUGAGAAAGACCCUGGCACCCCUUGAUCGUUAUUUUCUACUUGAGAAAGAAAAAACCCUUCUCGCCUUUUUUUGCUUUUUUUGCUUUUUUUUUUGUACAGUCAAGAGCUAAGGAGAAGAUCCACACUCCUCUCCUUGACCAUCUCCUGGCACCCGCUGGUCCAAACUGCCCUGGUUGAUCUACUCCUGGACUUAGCACUGGAUAGUGUGUGGGAACUAGCAAAGGCUUGGAGGAGGGUUUAGUCAUGGGGAAUGAUUUGGAUGAUUUUUUUUUUGUCUCCUAGAAUUAGGAUACCUUGGUACUGUUGACCAAGGUACUGUUGACACCUCUUGGUGUCUUCCAUUUACCAUACCUGAGGAAGAAGCUGUUGAGAAUAACGCAGGCCCGAGGGCUAGGCUGCACGAUGGCUUCUGUGAGAAUCCAGGGGGCUUCCAGAUGGAAAGGGAUGCUUAGAUGAAUACUGUGUGACUUCACCCCCCUUCCUGAUCUUCUUCAUUUGGAUGAGUUCAAGACUCCCAUGAUCAGAACCGGAAAUGGUGCCCCUGCUUCUCCUGGCCUUCUCUCCUCCCAUCACGCUCCCCCAUUCCCUGCACCAGAGCCUCUCGGGAGAUUCCCACCCACCCCAGGGGUUCCUCUUGCACACUGCCUCUCGCUGAGACCAGAGCUCCUUAACCAGUGCCAGAAAGACAGCCGUGUCUUGAGGGAAAAGAGCUUUGCCUUUUACCUAUAGUUCAUGUGGCGUCAGAAUCCCUUCAACUGCGGAGAGAAGCCAAAAGAGCAUGAUUUUGGCUUCCUGAUUUCAGAUGGGAUUUAAUGUGUUGAAACCUCUUCUGUUGGAAACUGAAUACCCUAUGGUCUGGAAUUUUCCUGGAGGUAGAGUGACAUCUAAGAUCCGUGCUCUCCAACCCCUCCCAGCUGGUGCCCUCCACUCCUGAUGGACAAGUGUAUGUGGGUCAGUGCAGGACAGAGCCCGAGACAGCAUCUCCCCUCCGCCCUUUCCCGCUCCCUCCGUGGACACUGAGGGAAGACCAGCCAGGAAGGUUAGAUCUCUGGGUACCAAGGAAACCAACACCUCAAAUCAGUGAUGGCUCAGCCCAACCCAGACAGUCCUGGGACAUGUUCACGGGCCUCCAGCUCUGUCCAGGCCAGGCCAGUCUGGCAACAAAUGUGAGCUGCCUUGCGAGCUUUCUGUUGUUUGGCCUUUGUUCUCUAGACUCUUCAAUACUGACUGCUUUGACUUCUGUGAUUAUGUUCUGGUGAUGUGUCGUCAAUAUACCAAUAUGUUCACAGCCUAGGAUCAUGGUGAUAUAGUGUUUUGUUUUGUUGGUGUUUUUUUUUUAACUGUUCAGAAAGAAGUAACUUAAAAUACAAAUAAGAUUAAAGUGAA
This is a messenger RNA of Sorex araneus (European shrew), 6481 nucleotides long. It is a transcript of the gene BTRC, whose product is annotated as beta-transducin repeat containing E3 ubiquitin protein ligase. Bases 112 to 1965 code for a protein of 617 amino acids. Gene Ontology annotation, molecular function: protein dimerization activity. The record is from RefSeq and is a predicted model, not a curated record. The transcript is spliced from 16 exons. Lineage: Eukaryota; Metazoa; Chordata; Mammalia; Eulipotyphla; Soricidae.